Messenger RNA from Prinia subflava (tawny-flanked prinia), 1131 nucleotides. Its product is annotated as alcohol dehydrogenase 1. NCBI's taxonomy places the organism in Eukaryota, Metazoa, Chordata, Aves, Passeriformes, Cisticolidae. The record is from RefSeq and is a predicted model, not a curated record. The coding region runs from base 1 to 1131 and encodes 376 amino acids. The transcript is spliced from 9 exons. Gene Ontology annotation, cellular component: cytosol. Gene Ontology annotation, molecular function: all-trans-retinol dehydrogenase (NAD+) activity; zinc ion binding. Gene Ontology annotation, biological process: retinoic acid metabolic process; retinol metabolic process.
AUGGCCACUGCGGGAAAAGUUAUCAGGUGCCGAGCUGCUGUUGCCUGGGCCCUGGGCAAACCACUCUCUAUUGAGGAGGUGGAAGUUGCACCUCCAAAGGCUGGGGAAGUCCGGAUCAAGAUUGUGGCCACAGGCAUCUGUCACACAGAUGAUCACAUUUUGAAAGGUUCCUUGCCUAAUGUGGAAUUCCCAGUUAUACCAGGCCAUGAAGGAGCUGGGAUUGUGGAAAGCAUUGGAGAAGGAGUGACCAGUGUGAAACCAGGAGACAAAGUGAUCCCCCUUUGCAUCCCUCAGUGUGGGGAAUGCAGCUUCUGCCAGAAUCCUGAAUCCAACUGCUGCCAGUGGUGCCAUCUCUCUGAACCACAAAAUCUGCUGCCGGACAAGACCAGCCGCUUCUCUUGCAAAGGGAAGCAGAUCCACCACUUCAUGUGGGUCAGCACCUUUGCAGAAUACACUGUGGUCCCAGAGUAUGCCGUUGCCAAGAUAGACGCUGCGGCACCUCUGGACAAAGUCUGCGUGUUCGGCUGUGGGUUUUCCACAGGCUAUGGAGCUGCCAUCAACACAGCCAAGGUAAAACCAGGCUCCACCUGUGCCAUCUUCGGCCUCGGAGGAGUUGGCCUCUCUGCUGUCAUGGGCUGCAAGGCAGCUGGAGCUUCCCGCAUCAUUGCCGUGGACAUCAACAAGGACAAGUUUGCCAAGGCCAAGGAGAUGGGAGCCACCGACUGCAUCAACCCUCGAGACUUCAAGAAGCCCAUCCAGGAGGUGCUCACUGAGAUGACCGGGCAGGGCGUGGACUACUCCUUUGAGGCCAUCGGCCACGCGGACACCAUGAUUGCUGCCUUGGCUUCCUGCAACAUGAGCACUGGCGUCUGCAUAAUGAUUGGUGUACUUGAUUCUGGUUCAGAGAUUUCCAUCGAUCCCACACUUCUGCUCACUGGCCGUACCUGGAAGGGGACUAUGCUCGGAGGCUGGAAGAUGAGAGAAUGUGUCCCCAAAUUAGUUUCCAGCUAUUUGGAGAAGAAAUUCAAUUCAGAUUUGCUGAUCACGCACACGCUGCCAUUCGCCAAACUGAACGAGGGACUUGAGUUGCUACACGCAGGAAAAAGUAUCCGCACUGUCCUGCUCUUCUGA